This is a messenger RNA of Rubroshorea leprosula, 1005 nucleotides long. The record is from the annotation of a GenBank genome assembly. Lineage: Eukaryota; Viridiplantae; Streptophyta; Magnoliopsida; Malvales; Dipterocarpaceae.
CACCGCAUCAAGAAAGAGACGAUAAUCAUUGAGGCAGCACCGGAGCUGAGUUCACCACUCCACACGAAUGGGAUCCCUUUCUAUUGUAAGCAGAACAAUGGCCACUUACUCGUUCAAUUCUUCUCCAAUUCCCACAAAACCUACGCUUCCGACGAUCACAAACAGACCGGUUCAUUUGCCUGUCAUAUAUUCUCGUACUUCCGGUGGCAGACAAAAACCCUCCUCGUCUUCUGUCCGAGCUACCCUUACCCCCGCUGCUACAACUGCAGUCCAACCCAAUGAACCCACGACCUACCGUAAAUCUUCCAAGACUCUGCCUUUUCGUGUAGGUCAUGGAUUCGAUCUUCAUCGAUUGGAGCCUGGUUACCCUUUGAUCAUCGGUGGGAUUGAUAUUCCUCAUGAUAGAGGCUGUGAGGCUCACUCUGAUGGGGAUGUGUUGCUUCACUGUGUUGUUGAUGCAAUACUGGGCGCUUUGGGGCUUCCUGAUAUUGGGCAGAUAUUUCCUGAUUCUGAUCCCAAGUGGAAAGGGGCUCCAUCUUCAGUUUUCAUCAAAGAAGCUGUGAGACUAAUGCAUGAGGCAGGCUACGAGAUUGGAAACUUGGAUGCCACCUUAAUCCUUCAAAGACCAAAACUCAGCCCUCACAAAGAGGCUAUCAGGGCCAACUUGUCUGAGCUGCUAGGAGCCGACCCUUCUGUCGUAAAUCUCAAGGCAAAAACACACGAGAAGGUCGACAGCCUCGGGGAAAACCGAAGCAUCGCAGCUCAUACGGUGAUCCUUUUGAUGAGAAAAUAAAACCUUUCUUUGGAUGACAUAAUAAGCAUCGUAAAUUCGUAAUUGUCAGCUGUAAGCGCGGUCUUUUACCAAACAAGUAAUAAAUAUCGGAUUGCCACCGAGUUUGACAAUUUAUGCAAGUAUUUGGUUGGAUUGCAAUAUCUGAAUUGUAAGGUCUGAUCAACCUUGGAUUCCAAAUGGGGUCAGUAAGUCAAUGAAUUUUUUCUAAUUCA